This is a messenger RNA of Globicephala melas (long-finned pilot whale), 589 nucleotides long. It is a transcript of the gene IL17B, whose product is annotated as interleukin 17B. The record is from RefSeq and is a predicted model, not a curated record. Lineage: Eukaryota; Metazoa; Chordata; Mammalia; Artiodactyla; Delphinidae. Gene Ontology annotation, cellular component: extracellular region. Gene Ontology annotation, molecular function: cytokine activity. Gene Ontology annotation, biological process: inflammatory response.
UUCCAGGCGGGUGGCAGCUGCAGGCCGAUCGCCUGGCUCGCAGGAUGGACUGGCCACACAACCUGCUAUUCCUUCUCACCAUCUCCAUCUUCCUGGGGCUGGGCCAGCCCAGGAACCCCAAAGGCAAGAGGAAGGGGCAAGGGCGGCCUGGGACCCUGGCCCCUGGGCCUCACCAGGUGCCGCUGGACCUCGUGUCCCAGGCAAAGCCAUAUGCCCGCAUGGAGGAAUAUGAGAGGAACCUGGGGGAGAUGGUGGCCCAGCUGAGGAACAGCUCCGAGCCGGCCAGGAGGAAGUGUGAGGUCAACCUGCAGCUGUGGCUGUCCAACAAGAGGAGCCUGUCACCCUGGGGCUACAGCAUCAACCAUGACCCUAGCCGCAUUCCUGCAGACCUGCCGGAGGCACGGUGCCUAUGUCUGGGCUGCGUGAACCCCUUCACCAUGCAGGAGGACCGCAGCAUGGUGAGCGUGCCCGUGUUCAGCCAGGUGCCUGUGCGUCGUCGCCUCUGCCCGCUGCCGCCACGCACCGGGCCCUGCCGCCAGCGCGCAGUCAUGGAGACCAUCGCCGUGGGCUGCACCUGCAUCUUCUGAGA